GUCAUACCAACCCGGGCAGCAUACAAGGAAUCAAAGUUGACAGGCCAGGGAGACGGCUCCGCGUCCUGUCAGAGAUUCCACCCGUCGUUUGGUACGAACCGAACCUCCGGCCCUUCAGCAUGGGAAAGGGGAUCAAGAGAAGUAGCAGGGAAAAGCAGUGGGGACAAAAGAGGGGGGCUUCGUUAUUGUCGAAGCCAGGUCGAGUCUAGUCUAGAGACUGAAGAGUCAAGAGGGUGAGAUUUGGUAUUUGACGGUGUAGCCCUGUCUACAAGAUUCUCUAAUAUACCGCUGCCCCCUCCGAUCACUGCACUCAUUUCAGACAGAGACCCGACUAAGUUCCGUUCUGGAUGUACUGGAAAAGCACUCCAAGGUCACGCAUACCUCUUCUAAGUCUUCCCCGGUCCAGUAAACGACACUAGUUCUCGCAGACUGCUAGCACGCUGGAGGGACGUCUUCCACGGCUAGCCUUCUUCCCUUACCUACUUCCCCCUUCCACCUCCACCACCUAUUCGCCUUAAAGCCCUUCCAAUGGUAGUCCUACUCGUCCCAAAGCUCAUCAGGAUCGACGCGUUCGAGCGCAUGCAUCCGGAGCUCAAGGAACGAGGCGUCAUCGCGCUGUUCCCGACGCUGUUCGAGCACGACCGCGAGGCCAAGACCAAGUGGCUCGAAAGCGUACUCGUGGAUAAAGCUGCUACUACUACUACUGCUACUACAAAUACCGUGGGAGCUAAGGCCGCUAACGGGAGUUCUGACGGCAUCUCUGACGGAACCAUUGGCGAGACCCCUAACGGGACUUCUAACGGGACUUCUAAUGGGACCUCUAACGGGACCUCCUCUAACGGGAGUUCCGCGUGCCUGGCGGAGCACAUCACCUUCUGCGUCAGCGGCGACGGGGUGAUUAUAAUGAAGUCCGCGGAGGCUGCGCAGGAUCUGGAGAAGCGGAGCCCCUUAUAUCGGGACGGCGACGAGAUCGAGUUUCAUCUAUGGUCCCCGACGAUGCGCAUUCGGUUGCAGUACCGCGGCGCGUAUAAUCAAAUCAUGGAGCUCGAGGAACAACAGUACUGAUUCUCGUUAGGAGCUUACGAAGCUCCCGUUAGGAGAGUCUACACCCAGGUUUGUAUUCUGGCUGUACGCUUUACUAGACGAGGGCUUAUAAGGAGAAUUAGUCGCUUAUUGGGACUUCUUAUUCUGGUCUAUUAGCUUUGCUCGGGGUGAAGGGGCGGUGCGAUGGGAAGGGUGCGAUGAGAAAGCUGGUGGGGGAGGAAUUAGGCUGAGAAUGGCAGCAGUUGAGCAUUACUUGUAGGUGGAGGAAUGGGUGUGUAGGAGGUGAACGAAAGAGCCCGUUACUUGUAACGAUAUGCCCAUUUUGAAUGUUGGUUGGAAGCAUGAAUAAUUAUUUUAACGUUCUACAGGGAUGAAAGCCGAGGGAGCCCUCGUGCUCAUCAACUUGUCCAGGAGUCUCAGCUCAGUUCCACCCUGACCGACCACCAUCACAUUUUGUCUGUCUCGUUCUGGCGUGUUCCUAUGGCACCUUAUCAGGCCGGCCUAUCAUCACACGCGUAUCCUGAAGACGAAUUCAGAUGGACCAUGCCUUGAAACAUCACAUGGACUGUGCUCGUGGGUAUUUUCCUUCCUGAGUGGUAGUGCAUCGCAGAAGCCGGACCAGCCUCUAUAUAGUACCCUCGCCAUCCGAUCCGAGGCUGAUCGUGCAUGUUCCCAACAGGCCUCGAUAUAGGAUCUGAGGUACUCAUUAUCAUCAGCCCAGCCCCCUGAAAGUACUUUUUCCUGUAAGCCAAGAAAUUUUGCCCAGGCUU
Messenger RNA from Closterium sp. NIES-67, 1814 nucleotides. The record is from the annotation of a GenBank genome assembly. Lineage: Eukaryota; Viridiplantae; Streptophyta; Zygnematophyceae; Desmidiales; Closteriaceae.